Striga asiatica is the source of this 1264-nucleotide messenger RNA. The record is from the annotation of a GenBank genome assembly. Lineage: Eukaryota; Viridiplantae; Streptophyta; Magnoliopsida; Lamiales; Orobanchaceae.
CUGAGCUUCCUUUAAUUGGUGUGCCCUGUGGAUUGAUAUUCAGUUCCAGUCCCAUUAUUUGAUUUUUAUUGCUAAAGUUGUUUUAUAAAUGUUCUUAGCUAUGGAAUGCUAAUUUUAUAUUUUCCGCAAAUCUUUUAUAAUCUUUCUCAAGACUUUUUACACGAUAUGUCCGUCGACCAUCUUCUUAUUCAUAGGCACGGUUAAGGUCGACCUCCGGCGCUUCUUUCCCUCGUUCACUUGCUCCAACAUCUUUCACAUUCCAAGUUAGAGAUCAAUUAUCUGCACCGCAAACAAGAGAAAGCGAUUUUGGAUCGGAAAAUCCGGCAAGGUCAUGCUCUAGUGUCCCUACUUGAGCCGUUAGGGUUGGGGCUGGGGCAAAUUAUGACGCAAACGGAGUUGGAAUGGAUUCGGACAAGGUCUGGAUUGGGCUGGUUAUGGUUGGAAGAGGAGAAAAUGGGGGACGUUGGGAAUGGUGGAUAUUUUUGUUAUUUGUGCGUUGUGAGGCACGUGGGCACAACAAUGCAUUCGUUCGGGUACAGAGCCAAUGCCUUGUUCACCUUCGCCAUCACUAUUCUCGCACUGAUGUGUGCCAUGGCCUCUUUCUCCGACAACUUCAAUACGUCAUCUCCCACCUCACAAGUCCAAGUGUUGAACAUUAAUUGGUUCCAGAAGAAACCGGAUGGUGAUGACGAGGUGAGCUUGACAUUGAACAUAUCAGCAAACUUAGAUUCGCUAUUUACGUGGAAUACAAAGCAGGUCUUUGUAUUUUUGGCUGCUGAAUAUGAAACUUCUACAAAUGUGCUUAAUCAGGUAUCUUUGUGGGAUGGUAUUAUACCUUCCAAAGAACACGCUAAGUUCUGGAUUCACACGACUAACAAGUAUCGUUUUAUUGAUCAAGGAAGCAAUCUAAGGGGCAAAGACUUUAACUUAACACUGCAUUGGCAUGUCAUGCCUAAGACGGGCAAGAUGAUUGCCGACAAAAUAGUCAUGAGUGGCUACCGUUUGCCACAGGAAUCAGUGGCGGAGCCACCCCAAAGGCUGGGGUGGGCUCCACCCCGGUCUUAAUUUUCUGGCUUCGUUAAUUGUAUACUGGUAAAAUAGUAUUUUAGCCCAUGUUAAAUUAUAUUAGCCCAGUAUUAAUCUUAUUUUGGCCCAAAAUAAGUUAAAUUUGUUUACAUUAAAUCAAUAGAUUAUAUAUUUGAACAUGAUUUGAGAUUCUUUCCACUUUUCCUUUUAGAUUAUUAUGCCUCUUUUAUGUUAUUUU